AUGGUGGGCGAAGCUGCGUCUGUGCAGAGAGCGAGGAGAAAGGAGUUCCUGCCUUACUUUCUGGGCUUUGUGGUGUUUCUGUACGCCGCCGUUCAUCUGAUAUCGUUUACAGCUGAAACAAGUCAGGAGAGGCCGCGGCGGGCUCUGGAGAAUGAAUCAGAGUGCGUCCCCCCGCAGGCCUCAGACUUCCCUGCUGGUUUCUUCACGGUGCAGGAGAGGAAGGACGGCGGCCUCGUUAUUUACUUCCUGCUCAUUUUCUACAUGCUGUUAGCCGUCUCCAGAGUCUGCGACGGUUACUUCCUGCCCUCCCUGGAAGUCAUCAGUGAACGUCUGGGACUGUCUCAGGAUGUCGCAGGAGCCACGUUUAUGGCAGCAGGAAGUUCUGCACCUGAACUCGUCACAGCCUUUCUGGGUGUGUUUGUGACCAAAGGUGACAUCGGGAUCAGCACCAUCGUGGGAUCAGCUGUUUAUAACAUGCUUGGAAUCUGUGCUGCCUGCGGACUUCUGGCCUCCAUGGCGGGCCGUCUCACCUGCUGGCCUCUGUUCAGGGACUGCCUGGCGUACGGAGUGAGCGUCGCCGCCGUCAUCGCCAUCAUUUCUGAUAACAAGGUGUUCUGGUAUGAGGCCGCCUCUCUGCUGCUCGUCUACGGCGUCUACAUCGUGGUUCUGUGUUUCGACCUCCGCAUCAGUGACUUUGUUCUGAGGAAGCUGAGCCCCUGCUGCACCUGUCUGGGUUCAGGUUCUGGUAAAAACAUCGAGAACCAGCCUCUGAUUGGCUGGAAUGAUGACACCAGCCGGAGAAUCCGUGGGCGAUCCAGAACCGACAGCGGCAUCUUCCAGGAUGACUCGGGCUACUCCCACCUGUCCCUCAGCCUGCACGGGCUCAACGACAUGUCUGAAGAACAGAAAAGUGUGUUUUCUGUGCCAGAGAGCGACCUGAAAAGGAUCUUCUGGGUUCUGUCUCUGCCCAUCAUUGCUCUGCUCUUCCUGACCAUCCCGGACUGCAGGAGACGGUUCUGGAGGAGCUGGUUCAUGGUGACGUUCUUCAUGUCGGCCAUCUGGAUCUCAGCCUUCACGUACGUGCUGGUCUGGAUGGUCACUGUUGUUGGUGAGACGCUCGGUAUCCCCGACACUGUUAUGGGACUCACCCUGCUUGCUGCUGGAACCAGUAUACCCGACACCGUGGCCAGUGUGAUGGUUGCCAGAGAAGGGAAAGCUGACAUGGCCAUGUCCAACAUCGUGGGCUCGAAUGUGUUCGACAUGCUGUGCCUGGGUCUGCCCUGGUUCAUCAGGACUGUCUUUGUGGACACCAACAACCCUGUGGAGGUCAACAGCACCGGACUGGUCUUCAUUUCUGCCAUUCUCCUCGUCUCCAUCGUCUUCCUGUUUGGAGCCGUGCACGUCAACAGAUGGAGGCUGGACUGGAAGCUGGGACUCGUUUGUUUAGUUUGUUACAUUCUGUUUGCCACUCUGUCCAUCCUCUAUGAGUUGGGGAUCAUUGGAAAUAAUCCCAUAAGACUGUGUGGCAACUAA
Molecule: messenger RNA, 1533 nt
Organism: Nematolebias whitei (Rio pearlfish)
Lineage: Eukaryota; Metazoa; Chordata; Actinopteri; Cyprinodontiformes; Rivulidae
Gene: slc24a5
Product: solute carrier family 24 member 5
Exons: 9
Coding region: 1-1533 (510 amino acids)
Biological process (GO): melanocyte differentiation; calcium ion transmembrane transport; intracellular calcium ion homeostasis
Cellular component (GO): membrane
Molecular function (GO): calcium, potassium:sodium antiporter activity; calcium channel activity
Source: RefSeq, a predicted model, not a curated record